Staurois parvus is the source of this 309-nucleotide messenger RNA. The record is from the annotation of a GenBank genome assembly. NCBI's taxonomy places the organism in Eukaryota, Metazoa, Chordata, Amphibia, Anura, Ranidae.
CGCAGUCGCUGGUCAUCCCCUGCACUGUGUCCGCAGUCUCUGGUCAUCCCCUGCACUGUGUCCGCAGUCUCUGGUCAUCCCCUGCACUGUGUCCGCAGUCUCUGGUCAUCCCCUGCACUGUGUCCGCAGUCCCUGGUCAUCCCCUGCACUGUGUCCGCAGUCUCUGGUCAUCUCCUGUACUGUGUCUGCAGUCCAUUGGUUCAGAAUAUUUUUUUUUCUUGUUUUUCACCUCUAAAACCUAGGUGCGUCUUAUGGUCAGGUGCAUCUUAUGGAGCGAAAAAUACAGUGUUUUUUUUUUUUUUUCAAACU